This is a messenger RNA of Fusarium fujikuroi IMI 58289, 3780 nucleotides long. Its product is annotated as related to ankyrin. The record is from RefSeq and is a predicted model, not a curated record. Gene Ontology annotation, molecular function: catalytic activity; protein binding. Gene Ontology annotation, biological process: nucleoside metabolic process. Lineage: Eukaryota; Fungi; Ascomycota; Sordariomycetes; Hypocreales; Nectriaceae. The transcript is spliced from 5 exons. Bases 1 to 3780 code for a protein of 1259 amino acids.
AUGAGUCAGGAUAGGAAAAACACGGGUCUCUUCACGCAUAAUGACUAUACCGUGGGAUGGGUCUGCGCCUUGCCCAAGGAGCUAACGGCCGCUACAGCCAUGCUGGAUCAUCAGCAGCAACCACUAUCGAAGCCCCGAAACGAUAUCAACUCGUAUACUCUCGGUUCCAUUGGGCCUCACAACAUUGCCAUUACUUGCUUACCAAAGGGCAUGAUAGGAAAUGUCCCAGCAGCCACAGUUGCUAGUCAUUUAGUCACUACCUUUCCCUCUAUCAAGGUCGGUCUCAUGGUAGGUAUUGGUGGUGGUGUACCAUCCAACAAGGUCAGGCUGGGAGAUGUUGUUGUCGGGACAUCCUCUGGUGACUACCCGGGAGUGGUGAAGUGGGAUGCUGGCAAGGUACAUGGGCAGGGAAAGUUUGAACGAACUGGAUCACUUAACAAUCCACCUCAGUCACUGUUGACAGCUCUUACACAACUAGAGACGCAACACAACCUGGUCGGAUCAAAGAUCCCCGAGUAUUUGGAAGAACUGAAAGACAAAUGGCCCAAGCUUACUGCUACAUCUUUGCGGAGCGAGUCUCUCAAAGACUUAUUAUUCAAGUCGUCUUACGAACACCUUGAGAACACUGCUUCUAACACGGACGAUGAAGAUCUAGAUGGGGAUGAGGACGAGGAGCAGGGCCCUUGUCGGUUUUGUGAUAGAUCCAUGAUUGUGAAGAGAAAAGACAGAGAGAUGCGCAUAUUCUUUGGUCUAAUCGCAUCAGGCGAUAAGCUGAUCAAAGAUGCUGCGUCACGGAACACACUUAACAGAGACCUCGGUGGACGGGUCCUCUGUAUCGAGAUGGAGGCUGCGGGUCUUAACAAAGAUUGGCAGGAACACGCAGCUAUUGUAGCCGCAGCUUUUGCAAAGGAGCUCUUACAGUAUGUACAGCCGACCGAUGUGAAAGGGGAGCGUCCACUGAAAGAUUUGUUGAACGAUGUCUACUGUAUUGUCUCCGAAACAAGAGAAGAUGUCGCCGAGAUCAGAGCCAAUCAGAACAGGAAGGAUGAUAUCAAGAUUCUCGACUGGCUCACAGCAGUUGAAUACGGCUUGCAACAGAGCGAGUUUCAGAAGGUUCAAGAGCCAGGAACUGGCAGUUGGCUUCUCAAUACCACCGAAUACCGAGAUUGGGUUAAGAAACCUGGGCAAACUCUCUUUUGCCAAGGUAUCCCAGGUGUUGGUAAGACUAUCCUGACAUCAGGUCUGAUCGCACACCUAAACUCAGAGCUCGCGGGAGACUCUGCAGGCGGUUUAUCAUACAUCUUCUGCAACUUCCAGAGGCAGGAUCAACAAACCAGUGACGGCCUCCUUACAUGUAUACUGAAACAGCUUUCUGCCGGCUUGCCGUCCCUGCCAGAGUGCUUACGGUCUCUCUACACAAACCAUGCUAUCCAACGGACACGGCCAUCACCCAGAGAAAUUAUUUCUACUCUUGGGCCCGUGAUCUCUGAACACUCGAGAGUAUUCAUCAUAGUUGAUGCGCUUGAUGAGUACGGGAGUGCUCCUGGCUCAAGGGAGUCCUUUCUUGUGCAGCUUGCUCGACUACAGGAAGAAUUUAACGUCAAUAUCUUUGCCACUUCCCGAUUUAACACCACAAUAUCUUCUGAGAUCAGAUCCAGCUUCCCGAACAGCGCGAGUCUAGAGAUCAAUGCGGUGAGGGGCGAUAUUGGCACAUACAUCGAAGGAAACUUCAACAUGUUGCCUCCCGACAUCCGGCAAAACAAAGGUCUUCGCCGGGAUAUCAUAGAGUCUGUUCAGGAAUCGGUAGACGGAAUGUUUCUUUUGGCGCGGAUUUAUCUGAACUUGCUUAGCUACAAGGUGUCUGAAACAGAGAUACGAAACCAGUUAUCCAUGUUCAAGCGAGGAAGUAGGAAGGGCAAUGCAAAAGCCUUGUCCAAUGCAUACGAACAAACUAUGACCAGGAUCAAAUCCCAGGAACCAGAUCACGCGAUGCUAGCCAAAGGAGUUCUUCUUUGGCUUACAUACGCGAGAAGCGAGUUGACCAUUGAGGACCUGCACCAGAAUCCCCAUGAACUAUUUCCUUUGACGGAACAAGACAUUGCAAGAACCUGCAUGUCACAUCUGUGGAUUGAAGAGAAUGAACGUUACCGUUUUCUCGACUUUGACCUCGCUACCAGAUCCUCGUAUCCAUCAUGGUGGUACAGCGCUGUGAAUUGGGGACACCAUGGGCGCGAUUCCUCACUUUCGAAUCGCGAGCUUAUUGAGUUUUUGGAUGAUGAGGCGACCGUUAGUCUUGCCAUGAGGAACGCUCUGCAGAAAUUCAAAGUUGGCUACUUCUUCAUGAGACAUCUUCAUAUAGCGGCAUAUUUCGGUCUGGCCGAGCUUGUUGAGUAUCUCCUUGAUAUGGGGACAGCGGUAGACAUAGCGGACCGGACCGGGAGGACUCCACUAUCAUACGCCUCCGAACAGGGGCAUGAGGCUAUUAUGGUGGUGCUCCUUGAAAGGGGAGCAAAAGCGGAUUCUCAAGAUGGUGAGAUCGUUCCCAAGUGGCAUUAUGAUAAUGAGAACGCAGGACGCACUCCAUUGUCAUUUGCUACGGAGCAAGGGCACGAAGCUGCAGUUCAUAUCUUGAUUGCUAAUGGGGCUUCUGCUUCGGUAAGGUCCAAAUCUGGACGCACACCACUAUCUUAUGCUGUGGAGGACAAACGAGAGAGUCCGGUUAGGUUGUUCCUCGAGACGGAACAUGAGGAUAUCAGCAUUGAAGUAGGCCGUGCAGUUGAUAACGAGCAUGAAGCUAUCGUCCGACUGUUGCUUGAGAGUGGCGCUGACGUCGAUUUCUCAAUAAUUCCAGGUUUCACCCCACUACUUCGUGCAACACGCGCCAACAACGAGAACAUAGCCAGGCUGCUACUGGAGAAUGGGGCAAAUCCAGACCCUCUUCACAGUAUGUCUACACCACUUUUGUUUGCUGCAGCAAGAGGGUAUGAGAGAAUUGCGAGACUGCUCCUUGUAACUGGAAGAGUUCAGAUCGACCGACCAGAUAGAUUUGGGCGUACCCCUUUGUCCCAUAUGGCACAGCAUGGACACAAAACCACAGUGAGAAUACUGCUUGAUAUGGGGGCCAACCCUAACACUGCGGCAAAAGCGACUUUCGUUGGAGCACAAUUCUAUAAUGGAAGAACACCUAUUUCGUUCGCAGCAGAGAAGGGGCAUCAAGAGAUCGUUGAGCUUCUUAUCGCCAGUGGGGCGGAUCCCAAUCUAAUAUCUACCUCUCAAGCCCAGAGCACCAGAUUGACGCCAAUUUUAUAUGCGGCAAGAAACGGGCGCGAAGGUGUCAUUCGAACCCUCGUGGAAUCAGGCCGAGCAGGCCCGGAUUCCCCUGAUGCCAAAGGUAGAACACCUCUUUCAUAUGCCGCAGAAAAGGGUAUAAAAUCUACCGUCAAACUGUUGCUGGAAAGGUAUAAGGCGGAUCCUGGUCAUAUGGAUGAGGAUGGGCACACCUCUCUUUCGUAUGCUGCCCAGAAGGGUCACGCUGAUGUUGUCUGUGAACUGCUGGAAACGGGCAAGGUUGGCCCUGAUUCUGCUGACGGCUGGGGCUUUACACCGCUUUGUCACGCUGCAUUAUGGGACCACAAACGCGUUGUGCUUUUGCUAAUUGAAAAGGGAGCGGAUAUUGACUAUAUCAUUCCCCACGGGGACUGGAAAGGAAAAUCCGCUUUAGUAAUUGCUACAGAAUAUGGGCAUCAGACAAUCUUAGACAUUCUAAACAGGAAGGGGUAG